Molecule: messenger RNA, 2815 nt
Organism: Stegodyphus dumicola
Lineage: Eukaryota; Metazoa; Arthropoda; Arachnida; Araneae; Eresidae
Source: RefSeq, a predicted model, not a curated record
GCGCAUGCAUGAUUGAUUUUGGUGCGAAUAGCAUCGGCCUCAUAUCAUUCCAGGACACUGUCGCGCUGAAAAACAUAAAGUGUGCAAACAAUAUAAUUGGUUUAUUAAAAUCCGAUCGUACUAAAUGUAUCUUUUGAUUUUGCCGUUUUCCCGGUUUUGAAAAGAUAAAAAUGUUUGAGCACAAGCAAGAUACAUGGAUGCUAUAUCACUCUUUAUUGUCUGCUGCUAAUAAAACAAACACUGAUCAGGAAGUAAACAAUGAGUGUUAUCUUGAUAACUCAAAAGAUACAGUUGAAAUAAUUGCUGGGACUGUUAAAACAAUUCUCACCUACAAUUUACAAAAUGUGAAAAAUGAAUUGGAGAUCUUGGAAAUACAAGUACACAUUAAUAGAAGAACCCAUGCUGCUUUAUUUUUGACGUUGUUGAGGUCUCAUGGUAUAUCAUGUGAAGAGGCUGAUAGAUUUUAUGAGACAAUAGCGUCUAUAUUCCCAACAUUUGACUGCAAGCUAUAUGUACAACUUUGUUAUGAGUGCAGUUGGAGUGAAUAUUUUAUUGAGGUGGGGAAUAUUGAAAAUUACUUCCAUUGUGCAAAGCAACUUCCUUCUAAUAUCCUUGCUGUUCUUAUCAGGAAGCUACUUGAUAUAUCUUGGGAUGAAGAGAAUUUUCUUUAUUAUACAUGGCAUAUAAUUCUAGAAGUACUCAUUCACAAAUUUUGUGAAUCUGAAAAAUGUUCAGCACUUGCAAAAUGUUAUCCAUUCCAUUAUAAAUUUAUUUGUUCUGAAAAACCCCCUGUGUGUAUUACUACCAAUUAUAUAGCUGAUGAUAGUAUGAGUGUUGAUCCUAGUGCUAAUAUUAAUACAGAAAAUCAUAACAAUAUGAAUUUUGCAUAUUCCUAUGAUAAUGAUCUGAUGGAUCUUUAUAAAAGUUUAUAUCAGAAUCUGUGCUCUAAACCUGAACAAGGAACUGAAACUAUUACUUUUGUAAAUAUUCUCCUACAUGCUUGUAAAACACUGUUUAAAUUUUACAAAAAGAUUAUCUUUGAAAAAAUAACCCAUGUGCCUGAAGAAAUUAUGAAACUGCAAACAUUACUGGAACAUUUUCUUCAGAUAGAAUCAGUUCAAAUGAUACUUAAAUCUGCCAUUUCUGUGAAUGCAGACUGCUUGCUGACUCAUACUUUUAUGAUGGAAUCAUGGGGAAUCAAUGAAUGCUACCUUACUUUUCUUACAUUUUAUUCUUUGAAAGAUUUAAAGGAGUUUUUUCAUUCGCAAUCUGAACUAGCUAAUUUUGAAGACAUGACAUCAAACAUAAAAACGAAAAUUUUGCAUACACCAGUUUUUGAAAUUUUGAUAAGCUUAAAUCCUCUUCUUAAGGAAGAUCUAAGUGAAUAUAUGGAUAGUCAUAUGCCACUGCUUUUAAACACUAUAAAAUACCAUUAUCCAUCAGCUUCAGUUGCUGCUGAAAUAAUUUUAAUGCAUCCUGAAAUCUGGGAGGGAGAUAAUGUUAUUUCUACUUUAGAAGAGAACACAUAUUGCUUAGAUCCUGAAAAAACAUAUGCAUUGUUAAUAAAUUGUGCAAUGAAUGUUAAAUCGGACACAGUUAAAAUUUCUGUGGUGAAAUUGCUUCUUAAAGUGUUAUCCGAGGCAUCAGCUGAUAUUUACAAUGAAGCAUUGCAAUAUAUAUUGAAAACUUAUGGAUUCACUGAAAAACUAAGGUUGCCCGACUUCUGCAUUCAGUUGGAUCAGUUUACACGUAAAACACUUUCUUGUCAAGAGGCUGCAAGUUUUCUUCUUCCUUUAUUUAUUCAGUCACCAAAAGUAGUCCUAGAGAAUGUUAUUGAACAAGCUGUUCUGAAAGCCUCUAAAGACAAUGCCGUAAUUCAGACACUAAAGUAUGUGCCCAGUCUUUGCAAGUACCAAAGUUCUGAUGAAGAUAUACCACCUCUAAUAGAAGUAUUGGCACAAUACUAUUUAAAAGCACAACUAAAACUAGAUGAGUGGAAGGAUUUGAUGAUAUUAACUGAAAAUUUAAUAAAAGUUCAUGCAGAAAAUAACAUUUUGUCUAUUGAUUUGUUUCUAACCCAAUGCAUUAUGCCAGGUUUAAAAGUGGAAGAUGUUAGAAAAGCAGAUUUCCCUUUAGAAUGUCUCAAUGUAAGUUUCAGUAUUUUGCUUGAAAAGAAUGCUCUGUGUAUGACUUCUAGAACCUUCAUAAUGUUUGCCAAGACCAUCAUUCAAAUAAUUAAUGACUGUAUUCAAUCAAGUUGUGGUAGAUUGAAAGAAAUAGCUGCAAAUGUUUUAGCUCUUAUGGGAAAACUCCAAAAUUUUGCCGGGAUACUUGAUGACUCUUCUAAAGCAGAACUGUGGUUAGAAGUUUCUUCAUGUAAUCCCAUUGUCUUCUUAUACUCAAUUGAAAUUUUGCCACUAAAUUUAGAUAUGAAUGAAUUAUCUUUGGAACUUGCAUGGAUGUGGAGCUGCAUUACAAAAGAUAUUAAUUUUUAUGAAGAUAAAAUUGCAACAUGUGGCAUUUCAUAUAUAUCUCUCUUGAAUAUUUUAAUUCCAUUACUGUUGCAUAGCUCAAAAUCUGAAUGGCUUGAUUCAGCUCAUUUUAUCAAGAUAUAUUUGAAACAUGCGGAAAACAAAAGAAAAGCCAAUGAAAAUAUGCCAUGGGUGUUUCCUAAAAAUAAUUCUAGCACUUACCUUGUGUUUACAUGUCUUCUGGAUUGCCUUCAUUUCAUUCUACUGGAUAAACCCACAGAAAUUGCUUAUAUUAUAAGCUGUUUUUCAAAUACUGUGAUGGUAUAAAUUUCUUUAUUUUAGUU